Molecule: messenger RNA, 1113 nt
Organism: Grosmannia clavigera kw1407
Lineage: Eukaryota; Fungi; Ascomycota; Sordariomycetes; Ophiostomatales; Ophiostomataceae
Exons: 1
Coding region: 1-1113 (370 amino acids)
Biological process (GO): protein phosphorylation
Cellular component (GO): cytoplasm
Molecular function (GO): ATP binding; protein serine/threonine kinase activity
Source: RefSeq, a predicted model, not a curated record
AUGGGUUGCCUACUGGACUUGGUGGCUCGCUGCAACGACUACAUUCUCGAGGGCGUUUCUGGGGCCCAGGACUGGCUCCCGCUGCGGCGCAAGACGGACGGACAGCAGUUUGUCGGUCAGGUUCUCUCUCUCGGCGACGGCAGAACAUGGCUCGAUCGUCUGCUCACCGCGGGCCACAUCGAUCCCCCACCGGGUCAAGAUUCUGAUGCCGACAACGACAACGACAGCAAUACCUUUUACCGCGCUUUGCAGCGACUCCUCCGCCACGACAAUCUCGUCUCGAUCGCGGCCUUUGUUGCUGUGCAGCUACUGGAAAGCGUGACAGCACAAGUGGCAGUCGUCUGGGACCGAUGCGAUGCCGGUUCGCUGGACGUGCUGCUCCACGACCUACCGCGUAUGGCUGAGAUGGGCGUGUAUCGGGGCGUGGUUGGCUGCCGGGACGAGGGCACCGUCUACCUGCCCGAGUCGUUGUGUUGGCACGUCGUGCGAUCUGUCCUGCGGGCGCUCUCCUGGCUGCAUGAUGGCGACGGCAACCCGGUGCAGGACGGAUGGAUGCCGGUCCUGCACAAUGCCGUGCAACCGGCCAACAUCUUCUUCCAGCACCCGCGCGGACGCGAGACGUACGGUCUCUGCAAGCUGGGCAACUACUCGCGCUGCUUCGUGUCCGGCCACAUUGUCGGGCCGCACGCACGCAGAUCCCUGGCCAUGAAACCACCCGUCGCACUCGCGGCUGCUCCAAAUCCACUCUCCGUGCAGGCCAACGACUUGGUGACGCGUGGCACCGACAUGGCUGCGCUCGGCGAGGUGCUGCACCAUAUGAUGACCGGUCGGCCCUGGACAAGCGCAGCCAGAAAACUGGACGACCAGCACAACGAGGCCCGGGACAAGGACGUCGCAACGGAUGCUAACGCAGGACUCGAGGGCCAGACAGAAGCAGAGGACGGCGACAAAUACACGCAUCAGCUGGAGCUGUUUCGAAGGCGCCUGCUCCAGUUCGCAGACCUGCAGAACUGCCCGGCCGAAGCUGGCACAGCAGCCAUGCUGCUCGAACAGGCCCGUCUCGGCUUCGAGGCUUGGCGCAGCAGCACGCUCGAUGGCCGGCAGCACGUCUAG